Molecule: messenger RNA, 505 nt
Organism: Cyanistes caeruleus (blue tit)
Lineage: Eukaryota; Metazoa; Chordata; Aves; Passeriformes; Paridae
Source: RefSeq, a predicted model, not a curated record
UAUCUUAGCAGAGGUUUAUGAUUAACGGAAAUGUUAUUUGUACAUUCUCCCAAUGCCUGAUAAUGCCCACAUUUGGAUCUUCAAAUUUUCAGCUGUGUACUUUUCUCUGGAGAAAACCUUGGACUAGAGAUAAGACCAUAACCAGAUUGCCAAAAACGUAUUUCUAGCAGCUCCCACAUCCAGUCAGCCAGUCUGGGCUUGAGGCUGAACCAAGACCAUGAAGUGCCUGCUGCUUCUCGCCUUUAUUGGGGUGGCUGUUGCCUUCCCCACCUUUGCUGAAGAUGAUGAUGACAAGAUUGUGGGAGGCUACACCUGUGCAGAACACUCUGUGCCCUAUCAAGUGUCCCUGAAUGUUGCUGGAUCUCACGUCUGUGGAGGUUCCCUCAUCAGCAGCCAGUGGGUCCUGUCGGCUGCUCACUGCUACAGACCUCGCAUCCAAGUGCAGCUGGGGAAACACAACUUGAAACUCAAUGAAUCCACUCAGCAGUUCAUCAACUCUGCUAAA